This is a messenger RNA of Gopherus flavomarginatus (Mexican gopher tortoise), 2967 nucleotides long. RefSeq names its product IKAROS family zinc finger 4 (gene IKZF4). The record is from RefSeq and is a predicted model, not a curated record. Lineage: Eukaryota; Metazoa; Chordata; Testudines; Testudinidae. Gene Ontology annotation, biological process: regulation of transcription by RNA polymerase II. The transcript is spliced from 7 exons. Gene Ontology annotation, molecular function: DNA-binding transcription factor activity; RNA polymerase II cis-regulatory region sequence-specific DNA binding. The coding region runs from base 1101 to 2786 and encodes 561 amino acids.
AUUUAUUUUCCUUCUCAGGGAGACAAUUCAUCGCCGCAAAGGAUCACUUUUAAUUGUUCUCUGCAGCAAAUUCUCCUCAUUUCUGAACCUACCAACUGCCAAUUACAGUGUAAAUUCUCAACAGCCAAACUUGUGCUUUUUGAGGGUGUCCUCAUUUUGUUUUUUAAACAGCAAAUGUAAUUGACAAAAAGCCAUUUGGAUGUAUACAAAGUUCAUUAUCUCUGCAGGGCACCAAGUAGCAAAAUAGAAGGCAGAUUUGCUUUUAUUCUAGCAUGAUCUUUGGAAUGGUUGUUGCCAGAGUGCUCAGCGGCACACGGUGCGAGUUUUCAAUCUCAUUGCCCAAAGAAGCAUCCUUUUUCAUUGAUAAAAUGAAGCUGAAUGGUUCAGUUAAACACAUCUCCCACUCCAGACUUUAGGUACUUGCUGCCACCCCAUAUAUGCCAGCAUCAGUUUUCAUUAGAGAAGUCCCCUGUUGAAAUGGGGCAUUGCAGCAAAGAGUCUGGUUGAUUAAAUGAAUUAUAUGUACAACUGCUAUCAUACCUCGCCACUUGAGGUUUCAAAUUAAUUAGCAACGGCCUGUGGGCGCUCGUCCUUCUGGACCAGUGAAGUUUGAAUCAAGUCCUGCCUUGUCAGAUGCUCCAGGAGAAUUGACAGCUGCUCCCCCCCGCCCCCCCCGUCUUACAGCACUUCCAGUGUUACAAGUCUGACUUUUAAGAACUAAUGUCCUUUAACAAACAGACUCCUCUGUAACUGCUGCAGACCUGUGAUGGUGGAGGGCUGAAGGCAGGGGCUCGGAUGAAAACACACUGUAUUCGUUUUGUUUAUUGGGAAUCAUUGCUUGUUAGUUGGAUGCUGUGUACUGCAAACUGCCGACCCUGCCUUGCAUUGACCACUGUAUAAUAGCUACAGCUUAAAACCAGGUUUUGCUUUCCAAUAGAAAGCAAAACCUGGUUUUUCUCGGUGCCUAGAAAGUAGCUCUUUAGGGGGCAAUACACAUUAAGUUCCAAAGUGGGGAUCAAAUCAAAGUUUUAGCUUGUUCCACUGUAUCAAGCUGGCAUUUAUAAAUCAGGGCUGGGUAAUUCAUCCACUGUCAGAGGUUGAUGGGCCCUUCUACUAAAGAGGUUGUAUCAGGAAAGAGAUUCCAGCCCUGCAUUUCCAGAGACUUGCUGACAGAGCUCUGCUUUCUCUUUCAGCAAAGUACCUUAAAGAUGGAUAUAGAAGACUACAAUGGACGCUCCUACAUAUCUGGUAGUGGGGAUUCCUCUCUGGAGAAGGAGUUCAGCUCGGCGAUCGUGGGACCCACGGUGAGCACCCCAAACAGCCAGCACUCCUCCCCAAGCCGCUCCCUGAGUGCGAACUCUAUCAAGGUGGAAAUGUAUAGUGAUGAAGAAGCCAGCAGGCUGCUGUCGCAGGACGACCGCCUCCUCGAGAAAGAGGACAGCGUGAUUGUGGAGGACUCCCUCUCUGAGCCCCUGGGGUACUGUGACGGCACGGGGCAGGAGCCUCACUCUCCAGGCGGCAUCCGGCUCCCCAAUGGCAAGCUGAAAUGUGACAUCUGCGGGAUGGUGUGUAUCGGCCCCAACGUGCUGAUGGUGCACAAACGGAGCCACACGGGAGAGAGGCCGUUCCACUGCAACCAGUGCGGAGCUUCCUUCACGCAGAAGGGAAACCUCCUGCGCCACAUCAAACUGCACUCUGGCGAGAAACCCUUCAAAUGUCCCUUCUGCAACUACGCCUGCCGCCGGCGAGACGCGCUCACUGGCCACCUCCGCACGCACUCAGUCUCCUCCCCCACAGUCGGCAAGCCCUACAAAUGCAACUACUGCGGCCGGAGCUACAAGCAGCAGAGCACGCUGGAGGAGCACAAGGAGCGCUGCCACAACUAUCUGCAGAGUCUGAACGCUGAGCAGCAGUCGCUGGCCAGCCAGCAAGGUGAUGAGAUGCGAGACCUGGAGAUGGUGCCAGAUUCUCUGCUUCACCCCUCGUCCGAUCGGCCGACGUUCAUCGACCGGCUGGCGAACAGCCUCACCAAACGGAAACGCUCCACACCUCAGAAAUUUGUGGGGGAGAAGCAGAUGCGAUUCAACCUCUCCGACCUCUCCUUCGAUGUGAACUCCAGCUUCGAGAAGGACGUGGAGCUAGUGGCUGCCCACCACCCCAUCGACCCCAGUUAUGGCAGCUCUCUGUCGUUUGUUGGGUCCGAGCACCUGCGCCCCCUCCGCCUCCCCUCCACAAACUGCAUCUCGGAGAUCACACCUGUGAUCAGCUCCGUCUACACCCAGAUCCAGCCCAUCCCGGGCCGGCUGGAAAUCCCGGGGAGCCGAGAAGCCGCUGAAGGCCAUGAGGACAUUCCUGAGGGGGCGCAGAUUGUGUACCGGGGGCGCGACCAGGGCGUGUCACCCAGCAACGGCUGCCAGGAUUCCACAGACACUGACAGCAACCACGAAGAGAGGACCUCGCAGCUGCCGGCGGGGAACUGCACCAGCAGCCGGCAGAGCCCAGCCUACGCCAAAGAGGACCCCAAGCUGCAGGAGGGCACCCCUGCUGCCCGAGCAACGCCCAGCUCAGCCAAAGACGUCCUGCGUGUGCUGAACGAGGAGGGGGAGCAGGUGAAAGCCUUCAAGUGCGAGCACUGCAGGAUCCUCUUCCUGGACCACGUGAUGUUCACCAUCCACAUGGGCUGCCACGGCUUCAGAGACCCUUUCGAGUGCAACAUCUGUGGCUACCACAGCCAGGAUCGGUACGAAUUCUCCUCCCACAUAGUGCGGGGCGAGCACAAAGUGUAGGCAAACUCAGUCCUCCCCCUUCGCCCUGACUGCCCUGUGACUCCUCCCCCUGGCUCUAGCUCCGCCCCCCGGUGGGCAUGGACCGUUUUUUCUUUUAUACUCCUUUGCACUGACUUUGGCUACAAAAUAUUUAAAAAAAAAAAAUCAAUAAUUAAAAAAAAAUCACGAGGGGAGCUCUUAA